Syngnathus acus (greater pipefish) is the source of this 1794-nucleotide messenger RNA. It is a transcript of the gene cct3, whose product is annotated as chaperonin containing TCP1, subunit 3 (gamma). Bases 131 to 1753 code for a protein of 540 amino acids. Lineage: Eukaryota; Metazoa; Chordata; Actinopteri; Syngnathiformes; Syngnathidae. The transcript is spliced from 14 exons. Gene Ontology annotation, cellular component: chaperonin-containing T-complex. Gene Ontology annotation, molecular function: ATP hydrolysis activity; ATP-dependent protein folding chaperone; ATP binding. Gene Ontology annotation, biological process: protein folding. The record is from RefSeq and is a predicted model, not a curated record.
CUGACAGUUCCCCCCGCCCCUUCAAGAAAGCCCUCCCACUUGUCGAGUGGAAUCUUCGAGUCGCGUGGAGCCGGUCUACGCGCUUUCUACAUCUUUUCUUUGUCUCCCGGCCUUUAUAUUUUUCUCCAAGAUGUUCGGCCAACAGGUUCUUGUACUCAACCAGAAUGUGAAGAGAGAAUCUGGGCGGAAAGUCCAGACGGGAAAUAUCAACGCAGCCAAGACCAUUGCUGAUGUCAUCAGGACGUGUUUGGGCCCGCGGGCCAUGAUGAAGAUGCUGCUCGACCCUACCGGCGGAAUCGUCAUGACCAACGACGGAAACGCGAUUCUGCGAGAGAUCCAGGUGCAGCAUCCCGCGGCGAAAUCUAUGAUUGAGAUCAGCCGCACGCAGGAUGAAGAAGUGGGAGAUGGAACCACAUCUGUCAUCAUCUUGGCUGGCGAGAUGCUGUCAGUGGCAGAGCAGUUCCUGGAGCAACAGAUGCAUCCCACCGUCGUCAUCAGUGCCUACAGGCGAGCUUUGGAGGACAUGUUGGAAACGCUGAAGGAGAUCAGCGUCCCCGUGGACAUAGCCGAUCGCGCCUCCAUGCUGAAGAUUGUGCACUCGGCCAUCAACACCAAAGCCGUGAGCCGCUGGUCCGAGCUGGCGUGCGGCAUGGCCCUGGACGCCGUGCUUACCGUGGAGAUGGACGAUAACGGACGCAAGGAGAUCGACAUCAAGAAGUAUGCCAAAGUGGAGAAGGUUCCAGGCGGCAUCAUCGAGGACUCGUGCGUUCUGAGGGGAGUGAUGGUCAACAAAGACGUGACACACCCGCGCAUGCGCCGCCUCAUCAAAGAGCCCCGCAUCGUCCUACUUGACUGCUCGCUGGAAUACAAGAAGGGCGAGAGCCAGACGGACAUCGAGAUCAGCAAGGAGGAGGACUUUGCCAGGAUCCUGCAGAUGGAGGAGGAGCACAUCCAGCAGAUGUGCGAGGACAUCAUCCGGGUCAAACCUGACCUUAUCUUUACUGAGAAAGGAAUCUCAGACCUGGCCCAGCACUAUCUGGUGAAGGCCAACAUCACUGCCAUUCGCCGCGUCCGGAAGACUGACAACAACCGCAUCGCCAGGGCGUGCGGCGCGCGCAUCGUCAGCCGCACUGAUGAGCUGCGUGAAGAGGAUGUGGGCACCGGAGCGGGGCUCUUUGAGGUCAAAAAGAUCGGCGACGAGUACUUUGCCUUCAUUGCUGAGUGCAAGGAACCCAAAGCCUGCACCAUCCUGCUCAGGGGGGCCAGCAAGGAGAUCCUGGCGGAGGUGGAGCGCAACCUUCAGGACGCCAUGCAGGUUUGCCGUAACGUGAUGCUGGAACCCUGGCUGCUACCCGGAGGGGGCGCUGUGGAGAUGGCCGUGUCCAAGCGCCUGAUGGAGCGUUCACGCGCGCUGGUGGGCGUGGAGCAGUGGCCUUACCGUGCCGUGGCCCAGGCCCUGGAGGUCAUUCCCCGCACGCUCAUCCAGAACUGCGGCGCCUCCACCAUUCGCGUGCUCACGUCACUGAGGGCCAAGCACACUGUGCAGGACGGCAUCUCGUGGGGCGUGGAUGGCGAGACAGGUACCCUGUGCGACAUGGUGGCUGCCGGCAUCUGCGAGCCGUUGGCCGUCAAAGCACAAACGUACAAGACGGCCGUGGAGACGGCCAUCUUGUUGCUGCGCAUCGACGACAUCGUGUCAGGUCACAAGAAGAAAGACAAAGAUCAGGGUGCAGGAGGACCUGGCGCUGAGUAAAUUCAACCGGACGCUCAAUAAAGUUACAAAUUGAAGCCUCA